Messenger RNA from Paramecium sonneborni, 192 nucleotides. Lineage: Eukaryota; Ciliophora; Oligohymenophorea; Peniculida; Parameciidae. The record is from the annotation of a GenBank genome assembly.
AUGAAUGAACAAUUCAAAAUAUUUAAUUUAAUUAAAACAGAUUAAAAAACGCAAAAAUGUCAAGUAACGAGAAUAAAAUGGUGCAGCAAAGUUUUUAAAUUAUCAUAAUUUUGUAACAAAAAAUUUAAAUAUCUAGAUAAUUUAGAUGCUGAAUUAUUAAAAAAAAUAGAUAAGGACAUACUACAUUUAUGA